This is a messenger RNA of Hyaloperonospora brassicae, 1185 nucleotides long. Lineage: Eukaryota; Oomycota; Peronosporomycetes; Peronosporales; Peronosporaceae. The record is from the annotation of a GenBank genome assembly.
AUGCCAACGGGGCCCGACGACGACGACGAGCCGCUGCCGGUGCUCGCGCCGCAGGACCGCGCGCACUUCUCGACGAUCCCCGUGACGAUCCUCACGGGGUUCCUCGGCGCGGGCAAGACGACGCUGCUGCAGUACAUCCUGUCGGCCGACCACGGGAAGCGCAUUGCGGUGAUUGAGAACGAGUUUGGCGACGAGAUUGGCGUGGAGAAGCUCGUGGCCAAGAGCGGCGCCGACGGGCGCGUGCUGGACGGGUUCUACGAGCUCAGCAACGGCUGUGUGUGCUGCUCCGUGCGCGACGAUCUCGUGAAUACACUCGAGAAGCUGUUGGAGCAGCGCGACCGGUUUGACUAUAUUUUGGUCGAGACCACGGGCAUGGCCGACCCCGGGAAGGUCGCGAGUAUCUUUUGGGUGGACGACGAGCUCGAGGGACGCAUUGUUCUGGACGGCAUUGUGACGCUCGUGGACGCGCGACGGCUGGCGUUCCACUUGGACCAUGUCGACACGCAGCAAGAGGUGGCUGCGCAAGUGGCGUACGCGGACCGGAUCUUGCUGAACAAAGGCGACUUGGUGCAGGAGCUCGAGACGCGCGCGGGGAUUGAGCGUCGGGUGAAGGCGAUCAAUGGCGUGGCACACGUGCGGUGGACAGAGCGGUCGCGAGUGGACUUGGACGACAUUCUGAACAUCAAGAGCUUUACUACGACAAAGGUGGAGCAAGUGGAGAGGGAGCUGCAGACGCUGCUGCAUCAAGGCAAAGACGAGGACGAGCGGGGCCAUCAGCGACGGGAAGACGGGCAGCACGAUGACCGCACGGCGCACACGGGGGGUAUGCAGACUGCGUGUGUGCGGAUUUCGGAUGGACCGCUGGAUCAAGAUAAACUAGAAAGGUGGCUUGGGGAAUUGCUUUGGCAACAGGACAGUGAGAGGGAAGCAGCAGGCGUGGAUGCAGCUGGACGUCAACAGCUGUUUCGCAUCAAAGGUGUACUUGCAGUUGCAGGCGAACCCCACAAGUUCAUAUUGCAGGCCGUGCACGAGUUGUUUGAGGUGUAUGCAUCCGAAGAACGCUGGACUGAUGCAGAGCGCAAUGGCACGGUAAAGCGGAUGUCGCAGGUGGUCUUUAUCGGCUUGCACCUCAUCAGAAGCGAGCUCCGGACAGGUUUGCAGGCGUGUGUUGUACGUGACAGGUAG